AUGGCGCCCGCUAAGGCCAAGGGCCAAAAGAUGAGCAUGGUGGAGUUCCUGGGAGUCGACAAGCCCUCCGGUGAUUUCAGCUGGGCUGACGAGUCUGAGGAGGCUGGCAUGGAGCAGCCCAACGUGCCUGCUGAGAGAAGGGAGCGCCCCUCCUAUGGUAUGGGCUAUGGAAACGGUGGUUUCGACCGUGAGGCCCGUGGUGGUGGUGGUUUCGAGAGCCGUGGAUAUGAGACCCGUGGCGGAUACGCCGUUCGAGAGCCCCUCGACCUUCCCACUGAGCCCCCAUUCACUGCUCACAUCGGAAACCUGUCGUUCGAAGCGACUGCCGCCGACGUUACCGACCUCUUUGCCGACUGCGGUGUCACCAAUGUCCGAAUUGUGGAGGAUAGACAGACUAACACCCCCAAGGGCUUUGGCUACAUUGAGUUCGAGACCGUUGCUGGUCUGCAAAAGGCCCUUGACCUGUCUGGCACUAACCUGAUGGGCCGCACUAUCCGCACCAGCGUUGCCGACCCUCCCAAGGAGGGUACCCGCGCUGACCCCCGCGAAAUGGACUGGACCCGCCGUGGCCCUCUUCCCCCCGCCCCCUCCGAGCGCCGUGUGCCUGACCGUUCCAGCUUCGGCCGCAAUAUGGAUGCUGCUUCUGACGCCGGGAGCGAGCGUGGUGGCCGCCGCAGCAACUUCGAGUCCGAUGGAAAGUUCCGCGACUUUGGCAACUGGGAGCGCAAGGGCCCCCUUUCUCCCCCAGCUGGUGCUGGCUUCCGCGAAGGUGGCCGCCCCCGCAACAACGAUGGCGCCGCCCCUGCCUGGGGUGAGGGACGUUCGCAGGAUGGUUCCCGCCCUCCCCGCCCUGAUCGCCCGGAGCGCACUCCUACCGCUGCCGACAUGGACAACCAGUGGCGCACUAAGAUGCGCCCCGAUGCCGCCCCUAAGGAGCCCACCUCUCCCGUUGCUCCCGCCGCCCGCCCCAGACUGAACCUGCAGAAGCGCACUGUCUCCGAGGCCGUCUCUACACCAGCUGCCGACGCUGGUGAUUCCAAGGCCAGCCCCUUCGGUGCCGCUCGCCCAAUCGACACUGCUACCCGUGAGCGUGAAGUGGAGGAGCGCCGCCAGCUUGCUAUCCGCCAGAAGAAGGAGAGCGACGACAAGGCCAAGGCCGAGAAGGCCGAGAAGGCCGAGAAGCAAAAGAAGGAGCCCAAGGUCGGCACGGAUUCAAACAAGGAUGCCAUUGAGCCCCCCAAGGGUGGCGGCAACUUUGAGAUCCUCCGGCGGGCCGGUGAGGACGAGACGAACACGAGCGCUGAUAAGGAGACUGAGGAGACGGCAGUCCCGGCUGCUGCCGCUGAGGAGACCCCUAAGGAGGCCGCCACUAAUGGUAGCUGGCGCACUGCCGAGGCUCCUGCUGCUGAUAAUGACGGAUGGAGCACUGUUGAUACGACCAAGAAGCGUGGUCGUCGUGGUGGUCGUUUCUGA
Molecule: messenger RNA, 1473 nt
Organism: Penicillium subrubescens
Lineage: Eukaryota; Fungi; Ascomycota; Eurotiomycetes; Eurotiales; Aspergillaceae
Product: translation initiation factor 4B
Exons: 7
Coding region: 1-1473 (490 amino acids)
Molecular function (GO): RNA binding
Source: RefSeq, a predicted model, not a curated record